Nerophis lumbriciformis (worm pipefish) is the source of this 585-nucleotide messenger RNA. The record is from RefSeq and is a predicted model, not a curated record. Lineage: Eukaryota; Metazoa; Chordata; Actinopteri; Syngnathiformes; Syngnathidae.
AUGAGUCGGUUCAAGCGAAUCUGUGUCUUCUGCGGAUCGCAAGAAGGAAACGAUCCGGUCUACACCGAGAACGCGAUCGCCAUCGGGCAGAAGAUCGCGGAACGUGACGUGGGCCUCGUCUUUGGCGGCGGUAAGGUCGGUUUGAUGGGCAAAGUCGCCAACGCGGUUUUGAUCAAAGGCGGCGAGGCGAUCGGCGUCAUUCCCGACAAAUUGAUGCGGCGCGAAGUUGCCCAUCAGGGCCUCACCGAACUCUUCGUCGUCGAGAGUAUGCACGCCCGUAAGGCGAUGAUGGCGCAUCUCGCCGGCGCAUUCAUCGCGCUUCCUGGCGGCUGGGGGACGAUGGAGGAGAUGUUCGAAAUCCUCACGUGGACCCAGCUUCGGUACCACCUCAAGCCGAUCGGCAUGCUCAAUGUUAACGGCUACUACGAUUCGCUGCUGACCUUCGCCGACCACAUGGUCGCCGAGGGAUUCUUGCGGCCCGAGCAUCGUUCGCUGUUGAUUGCUGAAACCGAUCCCGAUGCGCUGCUCGAUCGACUCGAGGCGACGAUCAUUCCCGACGAUACGCGCUGGAUCGACAAAGUAUGA